This is a messenger RNA of Folsomia candida, 4802 nucleotides long. RefSeq names its product mediator of RNA polymerase II transcription subunit 23. The coding region runs from base 195 to 4487 and encodes 1430 amino acids. Gene Ontology annotation, biological process: regulation of transcription by RNA polymerase II; positive regulation of gene expression. The record is from RefSeq and is a predicted model, not a curated record. Gene Ontology annotation, cellular component: transcription regulator complex; mediator complex. Lineage: Eukaryota; Metazoa; Arthropoda; Collembola; Entomobryomorpha; Isotomidae. The transcript has 33 exons.
GGACGCGGCCAACCACAACAAAUGUUGAAUGUGUCAAAUGCAAAGUAAAUAAUAACAAUUUCAAAUUACAAAUUCAUAGUUGUAACUUUACGAUUAAAAGUGCAAAGCAGUCUAUUUCUUAAUAUACAGUUUGCACAAAGACAAUUGUCAACAGAAAUACGUCAACGGUCUCGAACUGCAGUCAAUUAAAUAAAAUGCAGGCGAAUCCAAGUGUUUCAAGUGUUGUUUCGUCAACAGCUACACCAAAUCCGGUGAUUGUCGACACCGUCGACCAGGUGAAAGUAGCGUUGAAAGAUUUUACGGAACUUCGUUGUUUAUCGUCCGCUUUUAAUGCGUUUAUGGUUCAUGAUGCCAGCGUGUACGAGGAAUUGGUGAGCUCCAUGUAUGAAAGGAUAGCCAAGAUAUUUAAGGAAACGUCCAACCAGGAAUCACUCGAGAAUGGCGUGAAACACAUUGUCUCCGUAGCUAGUGGGCAUACUAAUGAGGAGACGGUCCAAGUUAUGAUUAGCAUUUUAGAACAACUUGUUUCAAACUCAGUUGUGACUGCGAGACUUGUCUGCGAAUCCCUACUGAACAAUGAUAGGAUGGUGUUCAAGAAUUCUAAGUUUUGGAUUAAGAGUUUUGUAUUAAUUAGAAAAAUUAUUGGAAGAGUUGAUUACAAAGGAGUAAGAGAAAUAAUGAAGACUUGUUUAGAUAAGAUUGGGAUGUUCCGGUUUCCAGACCAAGUUCCACCAUCAACUUUGCCUCAAUUAAAUGCUAUAAUUCGACUUCUUCAACAUAUAUUUGACCGCUCGGCAUGUCUUCUUCCAGCAUACUUCAUAGUGAAUGAAAUCUUGAAAAAUUAUCCGGAUAACCGGAACUAUCCUCCACACGAACUUUCAAAACUUCCAUCUCAGCACUGGAGCGUCAGUUUAUUAAUGUCGCAAUUGGUGGACAGUUUUAAGCCUACAGCACAAAUUGUCACAAUAAUCGGCCGAUCAAGAAUGCUUCCAGUGGUCGAACAUUCCGGUCACGCAGGCUACUUGAUAAUGUCUUGGAAGUUAGAUCCAACUACAUUAAGAUUCAUGUUGAAAGGAAGUCUUCCAUAUGAUAAGGAGCUACUCAAACCUCAAGACCGUUUGUUGAGAUACAUUCUUGAGCAACCAUACAGUAGGGAUAUGGCAUGUGCAAUUUUAGGUUUGCAAAAGCAGCACAAAUUGAGGUGCUCGGCAUUGGAAGAAAGAUUGGUGGAACUCAUUUUGGCUGCAAUGGAACGUACAGAGGCCGAGAUGGGUCAGACAUCGGAUGGACAGUCAGGAUCUGAUGAAGCAUUACCAUCCACUUUGUCCUUGUGGCAGCACUUAUCAACCCAAGUGAUAUUUUUUGUGCUGUUCCAGUUUGCCAGUUUCCCACAUAUCGUUACUAACCUAUACAUAAAGAUUUCCGAUGUAAAGUUGUUCAAAGGACGAGAUUUUCUUAUGUGGAUUCUACUUCAGUUCAUUUCUGGAAGUAUUCAAAAGAAUCCUCUUAGUGAUUUUCUUCCUGUACUGCGUUUGUAUGACGUUUUAUAUCCUGAAAAAGAUCCAUUGCCAGUGCCUGAUAUGACAAAACCUGUUGCCACUGCUCAAUUAUCUGCCACAUGUAUAUGGAUCCACAUUUUGAAAAAGGCACAAGGCGAAAAUCAAACACUACCAAGACCACUACCGUCAACGCUAAAAACUCAAUACGAUUAUCUUCAAAGCCUGGUGCAACCAUCAAGCUCUCAAAUUCCAUUACAAGUCAAUGACUAUCGCGUUGCUCUAUUAUGCAACGCUUAUUCGACAAAUCAAGAGCAUUUUUCUCGGCCAAUGGCUGCUUUAGUAGAAGCAAUUCACGGGAGCUCAACUGGAACUCUAACUGCUACUCAAAGUCCCACGACGCCUCUCUCCGUCCAGACAUUGGAUUCUCUAACAGUGCACACAAAGAUGAGUCUAAUUCAUAAUAUUGUAACUCACAUUAUGAAAGUUGCUCAGUCAAAGUUAAACCAAAAUUUGGCUCCGGCUUUAAUUGAGACCUACGCAAGAUUGUUAGUCUAUAUGGAAAUCGAAUCUUUGGGAAUCAAAGGCUUUAUUUCACAACUUUUGCCAGCAGUAUACAAGUCGCAAGCGUGGGGAAUUUUACAUACUUUGUUGGAAAUGUUCUGUUAUCGCUUGCACCACAUUCAACCUCAUUAUCGCGUUCAAUUGUUGACGCACUUGCAUUCUUUAGCUACUAAUAGCCACACCAGUUCCGCACAACUGCAUUUAUGUGUUGAAAUGACUUCUCUACGAUUGAUUACCGGAUUUAAUAGUGUUGAGGUAAUGACCCAACUGUCACGUGUUAUUGGAGAAACAAAGUCUCUUGUGUCGACAGAGUCAGAAGAAUUGAAUCGAGCAUUGGUGCUGACGAUUGCUAGAGCGAUACAUGUCACUGGUGCUGAUGGAGUGGCAAGUGGAACUUGGUUUAAAGAAAUAUUGAAUGCAAUAAUGCAAAAUACUCCGCACAACUGGUCCACUCAUACUCUGCAAUGUUUUCCACCCGUUCUUGCUGAAUAUUUUCAACAAAACCAAGUCCCUAAAGAAAAUAAGCAACAAUUAAAGAAUAUGGUGGAAGAGGAAUAUCGAAACUGGAAUGCCAUGAUUUCAAAUGAACAUGAGUUAAUUGAACAUUUUUCAAUGCAAGGCAAUCCAGCUUUGUUUCUUUGUAUAGUAUGGAAAAUGUUGAUUGAAGCUAUUUCAGAAACUGAAAGGAUUAAUCCCUUGGUGUUCAAAGUGAUUGAAAGAAUUGGUCCUAAAGGUCUGUCGGGACACUUGAGAAAAUUCUGUGACUACAUUAUUUGUGAAUUUGGCGCACAUCGUAGUGCCACACCUCAAGGAUCAAAUGUUGUGAUCUUAAAACUGGUAGAUUCUAUUAUGGAGAUGGUCUGGAAAUAUAAUAUCGUCCCCUUUGAUCGGUUCAUUUUAUGCAUGGCACUUCGAACGAAUGAAGGGAACGACGCUCAAAUGUGUUACUUCAUGAUGAACCUUUUGAUGUUCAAGAACGCUGAAUUUCAAAAUCGCGUUAGUGAGUUCAUACAAGAAAAUUCUCCAGAACACUGGAAACAAAAAAACUGGCACGAAAAGCACAAAAGUUAUCACUUAAAGUAUCCUGAAGUAUUCCUCUUUGAAGACCAGCAACAAAAUCAGUUGCCCGUUUAUUUUGGAAACGUUUGCGUGCGAUUCCUUCCAGUAUUGGAUAUCCUAAUCCAUCGGUUUUUGGAAAUAAAUUCUGAUAAAAGUAUUGAAAUGACAUUGUUGCGCAUGGGUACACUCUACAAGUUUCACGACCGACCAAUCACGUAUUUAUACAAUACAUUUCAUUAUUACGAAACGCGUUUGCGAGAUAAGCCAUUACUGAAGAGAAAAUUGGUAUCUUCAAUAAUGGGAUCUUUGGGGGAUGCCAAACCUCCGAAUUUUGCCCUGACAGAGCAUUACAAUAAUUAUGUUGCGACUAAUACUGAUGAUGUCAAUUGGACCCCAGAGAUUAGUUAUUACGCAGCUUUGAUCUCAAGAUUUGUGGAUGUAAUCGAAGGGAAGAAGCGCUUUUUUUCUGUGGUCGAUUGGCGAUACAACGAAUUUCCGAACCCUGCAGCUCAUGUACUUCACUGCACGUGCAUUGAAAUUAUGGCUAUACCAGUUGUUCCAUCUCUUGCUGGAUCAGCAAUUCUGGACGUUGUAAUGUUAGGACGAGCAAUGAUGAAUUCGAAAGAGUCAUCAAUAGAAGAUAUGGAAGCAUGGAUGAAUGCAACGGGACUCAUUCUAGUAUCGCUCCCUGACCCAUAUUGGCUCAUGCUACAUGAUAGAUUAGUGUCCACCGUUGAAAUCGGACUUCAAACUUGGUCUCAUAAUUGCUCCCCGCUUACCCUAUUUAACUUCAAAGCCACCUUUAAUGGCUUAUUAUUCAAUGAAUAUGCUAACUUAUUGGCAAUUACACAUGCGGUGUGGCACCAUCUAGGGAGUGGUCAUUUGCAUCAUAUUCAAAAUCUAGUGACUGAGAGAAUAUUACCAAUCUUGACGAAUGAAGUUCAACUCCUUUUCGUUUGUCAUUUGGUUGCCCCCUUCCUACAGAGAUUUAAUGGUGAAAAACCUGCAAUGGUUUGCCGUUUGACAAUAGCCUUGUACGAGCUACUUGAAAAGGUUGACAAGUCUACGCCUCUUGAAACUCCACUGGUGUAUAUGGACGUGUUUUGUGACUUGUUGUACCAUAUAAAAUAUAUGUUUACUGGAGAUAUUGUUAAAACAGAAGUCGAAGCAAAAAUAAGAUGUCUUCGACCAGUUCUUCAACUACGACUUCGGUUCAUAACCCACUUGAAUAUUGAAGACAUUGCAACACAUUCGUCUUCAUCAUUAUCUUUAACUAGCAAUAAUCAAUCCCAGCAGCAGCAAUUGCCUCAGUACCCUCCAAUAAGUUCAAGUACACAGCAACCCAUUCCAACUAUGAUGGAGGUAUAGUAAGUACAUAAUACUCGUACUAUAAUAGUUGUUAUUUUCAUCUAUUUAUGUAUGCACUAAAAAUAUGACUCAAUGUAUAAAAGAUAAAAAUAUAAUGAAUACCCAACAUUACCAAGUCUUGUAAGAUACUUUAUAUUUUAUCAAUGUGCUGGUGUUAGUAAAAAAAAUAAUUUUAUUAAAAAGCAUUAUGUGACAAUUAUGUGACAAUUAUGAUUUAUAAUUGAACCGAAAAAAUAAAGUAGACAUAAUAUAUCUAGAACCAUAUGUAUGUAAUAUAAGUAUUCAAUAUAAAUAACACCCAAGUGAACACUGCAA